Messenger RNA from Phascolarctos cinereus (koala), 2092 nucleotides. It is a transcript of the gene PPP2CA, whose product is annotated as protein phosphatase 2 catalytic subunit alpha. The record is from RefSeq and is a predicted model, not a curated record. Gene Ontology annotation, molecular function: protein serine/threonine phosphatase activity. NCBI's taxonomy places the organism in Eukaryota, Metazoa, Chordata, Mammalia, Diprotodontia, Phascolarctidae.
UCCCUCUCCCUACGCAGCCCUCCGCACUGAAACUGCGGCUGCGCCACCCCUUCUUCAAAUUCCUGCCAGCUCCUCUCUCCUCCGCCUCCCCACGUCGGGGGAGUUGACGUCAGUACGCCGGGCGGCCGCCAUUACAGAGAAGCUGAGCUCUGGAGCUAGAGGGAAAGGAGGAGUCGCUGUCGCCGGCCCCCAGGCACCGCGGAGAGUCAGCGGGCAAAGAGCCGGUCCCAAGUAGCGAGCCCGGCCGCCACCCACAGGCCCCGCGAGAGGCGGUGGCAGUUGUGUGAGUGCGUGCUUGCGGCCGGAGCGGCGGGGAGAGGGUGCCGGUGGGGCCCAGAGGCGGCGGCGGCGGCGGCAUCAUGGACGAGAAGGUCUUCACCAAGGAGCUGGACCAGUGGAUCGAGCAGCUCAAUGAGUGCAAGCAACUCUCGGAGUCCCAGGUCAAGAGUCUGUGUGAGAAGGCUAAAGAAAUUCUUACAAAGGAGUCCAAUGUGCAAGAGGUGCGAUGUCCAGUCACUGUCUGUGGAGAUGUUCAUGGGCAAUUUCAUGAUCUCAUGGAACUUUUUAGAAUUGGUGGCAAAUCACCAGACACAAAUUACUUGUUUAUGGGCGAUUAUGUUGACAGAGGAUAUUAUUCAGUUGAAACAGUAACACUGCUUGUAGCUCUUAAGGUUCGUUACCGUGAACGUAUCACUAUUCUUCGAGGGAAUCAUGAGAGUAGACAAAUCACACAAGUAUAUGGUUUCUAUGAUGAGUGUUUAAGGAAAUACGGAAAUGCAAAUGUUUGGAAAUAUUUUACAGACCUUUUUGAUUAUCUUCCUCUAACUGCCUUGGUGGAUGGUCAGAUUUUCUGUCUACAUGGUGGUCUUUCACCAUCGAUAGAUACACUGGAUCAUAUCAGAGCACUUGACCGCCUACAAGAAGUUCCCCAUGAGGGUCCAAUGUGUGACUUGCUGUGGUCAGAUCCAGAUGAUCGUGGUGGUUGGGGUAUUUCUCCUCGAGGUGCUGGAUAUACAUUUGGGCAAGAUAUUUCAGAGACAUUUAAUCAUGCCAAUGGCCUCACAUUGGUGUCCAGAGCUCACCAGCUUGUGAUGGAGGGAUAUAACUGGUGCCAUGACAGGAAUGUAGUAACAAUAUUCAGUGCUCCAAACUAUUGUUACCGUUGUGGUAACCAAGCUGCAAUCAUGGAACUUGAUGAUACUCUAAAGUACUCCUUCUUGCAGUUUGACCCAGCACCACGUAGAGGUGAACCACAUGUUACUCGUCGUACCCCAGACUACUUCCUGUAAUGAGAUUUUAAACUUGUACAGUAUUGCCGUGAACCAUACGUUGACCUAAAGGAAAUGGGAAGAGCAACAGUAACUCCAAAGUGUCAGAAAAUAGUUAACAUUCAAAAAAAAAACUUGUUUUCAUACGGACCAAAAGAUGUGCCAUAUAAAAAUACACAGCCUCUUGUCAUCAACAGCCGUGACCACUUUAGAAUGAACCAGUUCAUUGCAUGCUGAAGCAACAUUGUUGGUCAAGAAACCAGUUUCUGGCAUAGGCUAUUUGUAGUUACUUUUGCUUUCUCUGAGAGACUGCAAAUGUUAAGAUGUAAACAUUAACACCUCGUGAAUACAAUUUAACUUUCCAUUUAGCUAUAGCUUUACUCAGCAUGACUGUAGAUAAGGAUAGCAGCAAACAAUCAUUGGAGCUUAAUGAACGUUUUGAAAAAUAAGUACCAAGGCCUCCCCUCUAUUUGUGAGUUUUGAAAUUGUUUUGUUUAUUUUCAGGGAAUACUGUUUAAUUUAAUUGUAUGAUUUGUCUGCACUCAGUUUAUUUCCCUUCCCAGCCUCAGCCCUACAUUGUUCUUUGUUAUUGUCAGAUGCUGGUGAGUUGUUUUGAACAGAACUGUUUUUUUUUCUGUAAGAUGUUACUGCACAAGAGCGCUGCAGUGUUUUUCAUAAUAAACUUGUGAACUAAGUACUGAAAAAAAUGUCAAAAUUUGAUUGUAGCAAAGGGCAGACUGGUGCUGUUUUAUUCAAACAAAGAAUCAAUUUAUAAAUUGUUGAAUUCCAGGUAAAGAAAAAUAAAAAUCAAGGCCACUACAGAA